CGAGCUCCAUCAGAGCAGCGCAACUUUCACCACGCUCACUCUUCUGCACUGCGCAAAACAGAGUGGCGUAAAAAGAUUUUUGCACAGAUUCUAGUAGAGUUAAAAACGUGUAUUUAUUUUUCUCGGUCCCCGCGCUCUUGUACGCUGUAGUUUAUUAAAGGGAACGACAUGCACGCCGGAGGCGAGGCACGAUAAGGACUUCUUAAAGGAGCUCGAGCUCGGCGCUGUGGACAUGGCAGAUCUGCGCACAUCCGGGCCACUGCGGCGGGACUCCAUUAUUCUCAAUUAACUGUGAAAGUAACUGGCUAGCCGACUAGCAUAGCAUCACAGCAUAGCAAGAAGGACUAGGGAAAUACAAAAACGCUGCUUUAAAAAAAAUAUCUAUAUAUAUUAAUUUUACACGCGAAGUCUGAGCUCAAGCUGGAAAGUUAAAGGCGAUGUCUAAUCAAGGAGGAAGGAGAAAUGGUCCGGUGAAGUUGCGUUUAACAGUACUGUGUGCAAAGAACCUGGCGAAGAAAGACUUCUUUCGCCUGCCUGACCCCUUUGCCAAGGUGGUGGUGGACGGUUCAGGACAGUGUCAUUCCACAGACACUGUGAGAAACACUCUUGACCCCAAAUGGAACCAACACUAUGACCUAUACAUCGGCAAGUUGGACUCCAUCACUAUUAGUGUGUGGAACCAUAAGAAAAUCCACAAAAAGCAGGGAGCUGGCUUUCUGGGCUGUGUACGUCUCCUGUCCAACUCCAUCAACCGCCUCAAAGACACAGGCUAUCAGAGAUUAGAUCUAAACAAGUUGGGACCCAAUGACAGUGACACUGUGAGGGGUCAGAUAGUAGUGAGUCUUCAGUCCAGAGACAGGAUUGGCACUGGUGGGCCUGUGGUGGACUGCAGCCGCCUGUUUGACAAUGAUCUACCCGAUGGCUGGGAGGAAAGGAGAACGGCGUCUGGUCGGAUUCAGUACCUGAACCAUAUCACACGCAGCACGCAGUGGGAGAGACCAACCAGGCCGGCAUCAGAGUACUCUAGUCCUGGUCGCCCCCUUAGUUGUUUGGUCGACGAGAACACACCCAUCAUGACACCCAACGGGGCAGCUGGCGCUCAGACAGGCGAGAUCCGAGUGCAGGAGCGGCGCGUUCGGUCUCAGAGACACAGAAAUUACAUGAGCCGGACUCACCUGCACACACCGCCGGACCUCCCUGAGGGCUAUGAGCAGCGGACCACGCAGCAAGGUCAGGUGUACUUUCUGCACACUCAGACGGGUGUCAGUACGUGGCAUGACCCCAGAGUGCCAAGGGAUCUCAGUAAUGUGAAUUGUGAGGAGCUAGGGCCUCUGCCUCCAGGCUGGGAGAUUCGCAACACCGCCACAGGCCGCGUCUACUUUGUUGACCACAACAACCGAACGACACAGUUCACGGACCCGCGGCUCUCUGCCAACCUGCACCUUGUCCUCAAUCCCAGUCCUAAUGGUUCAAGAGGUGCUGGUGAAGCUCCAAACAGUCGUGUGAGUCAGCUAAAAGAACAGGCCCAGUCCGUGCUGUCUCCAGGAAAUCUGCCCGAUGAUGCCGAGUGUCUCACCGUGCCCAAGUACAAAAGAGAUCUGGUGCAGAAGCUGAAGAUUCUCCGGCAGGAGCUUUCUCAGCAGCAGCCCCAGGCAGGACACUGCCGCAUCGAGGUGUCCCGCGAGGAGAUCUUUGAGGAGUCUUAUAGGCAGGUGAUGAAGAUGAGACCAAAAGACUUGUGGAAGAGACUGAUGGUGAAGUUCAGAGGAGAAGAAGGGCUGGAUUAUGGAGGGGUAGCAAGAGAGUGGUUAUACCUUCUGUCUCAUGAGAUGCUGAACCCAUACUAUGGACUCUUCCAGUACUCACGCGAUGACAUCUACACGCUGCAGAUCAACCCGGACUCUGCGGUCAACCCGGAGCACUUGUCCUAUUUUCACUUUGUGGGCCGCAUAAUGGGUAUGGCAGUGUUCCACGGUCACUACAUUGACGGCGGCUUCACUCUACCCUUCUACAAGCAGCUGCUGGGAAAACCCAUCACUCUGGAUGACAUGGAGUCUGUGGAUCCUGAUCUCCACAAUAGCCUUGUCUGGAUCCUUGACAAUGACAUCACAGGGGUGUUAGACCACACGUUCUGUGUAGAACACAACGCAUAUGGAGAGAUCAUUCAGCAUGAGCUCAAACCCAAUGGGAAGAGCAUUCCGGUCACUCAGGACACCAAGAAGGAAUAUGUCAGGCUUUAUGUGAACUGGCGCUUCCUGAGAGGCAUUGAAGCACAGUUUCUAGCCCUGCAGAAAGGCUUUAAUGAAGUCAUCCCGCAACAUCUGCUCAAAGCCUUUGACGAGAAAGAGCUAGAGCUCAUCGUGUGUGGCUUGGGAAAGAUCGAUGUUAAUGACUGGAAGUCCAACACACGGUUGAAGCACUGCACCCCUGACAGCAACAUUGUGAAGUGGUUCUGGCGCGCCGUUGAAUCGUUCGAUGAGGAACGCAGAGCUAGACUGUUACAGUUUGUCACCGGCUCGUCCAGAGUGCCGCUGCAGGGUUUCAAAGCCUUACAAGGAGCUGCAGGUCCACGUCUGUUCACCAUUCAUCAGAUUGAUGCUAGCACUGAUAACCUGCCCAAGGCUCACACAUGCUUUAACCGCAUUGACAUUCCUCCAUAUGAACACUACGACAAGCUUUAUGACAAACUCCUGACAGCCAUAGAGGAGACUUGUGGCUUUGCUGUCGAGUGAUUCCAGCCACUAGAGGGCAUGCAACAGGAGGAAAGUCGUUUUUGUGGAAGGAGUAUGCAGGUCAUUCUACACCACCAGGGCGUGGCGUAUGGGCCAGUAGCAUUGCCCCUGUUAUCAGAACUGGGGACAGAACUAGGAAUAUGUUGUUAAGAAUGAAACAUUUUGGUUUCUCUGCUUCCCUGCGUUAUUUUUUUUACUUUUUUUUUAAUUAAAGAAUGGACUUACAAACAAAUGUUUUUUCAGCUGCUAGUAACUCUCUGACUUUAUACCUUUUUGGAACAUGCUAAAAUAUUGGCUUUUCCUCUUUUUUCUUUUUUUUUUUAAGCAUUAAGGGGAAAAAAGACACAGGCAGUAUUUCAUGUAGCGUCUGUACCAGCUGACUGAGGAAAAGAGAGACACCGGUGGGGUAAAAACAGAACACUGCUGCAUAAGCAUACAGAGCAUACUACUUGCCGGAAAAAUGCCAGUGGCAGCUACAUCUGUAGUUCAAGGUGUUGUGUUUAAAUAUCUUGUUGCACAAUGGACAUCUAAGACCCUGUAAAGAAGGCAGUCAGAAUACGUGUCCUUCUGGCCACUUUAACCCCGUGACAUAUAUAUUUUUUUAUUUCCUGUGCUUAAUUUUUUUAACCAGUCUUAGCAGCAGUCCUACACAGCUACAAGCUUCUUUAAACGAACAAACAAAUGAUUUGAUUAGGUUGGCAGUCUGGUUCUAUUUUUAUAUGAUGCAGUCUAGAAAAAUAAAGCAGUACAAAAAAAAGUAAAAAUAUAUCCAGACAAGUGAUGAAGGAACAAACAACAGUGUAUUUGCCUACAUGUUUCUGGAACAGUACUGGAGGCAUGAAUAGAUUAUUUUUUUUUUUUUAGUGAAAGUUUUUUUUCUACUGGUGUAUUGGUGAUUAAGAUGGAGAAUGCCAUCUAAUACGCUCAUAUAGGUGUUUCAAUGUGUUGAUAACCAGUAAUUAUAAAUACCACAGCAUAUUAUUUACAUUAUUUUAAUCUUUUUGAAGUCAUUCAUUAUCCUCUUAUGCACUGUGGAGGAGGCGGGGUCAUCCUGGAAGAGAAAGUUUUCCAUCAGGAAACGUUUCAUUAAUGGGUAAAAGUGAAUAAGUCAGUCAGUUUAUUGCUUUGUUGUAAUGCUUCCCUCGCAAACCAUGCCAGGAAAAUGUCCUCCAGUAUAUUACAGCCUAUGUUUUCUUUUUCACUUGCCUGUAAAUUUCUCAUUUAUUACAGAAUACUUUUGAAACAGCUGUUGUUGCAAUGAAGUGGAAUAUGUGCAUUGCAUUGUCAUCAACAACUACCAGGUGACUUUUAUUGUGGCUGUGUUAAAAACAUCUGAAUGUUUUUACAGAACUUAAUUUUAGCAGCAUUAAGUUUUUGAUAUGAUUUUACCAUCAAACAUGGAUCUCCUAAGGCCUAACCAAAUGUGUAUGUAUGCAGAUGCAUAUGUAGGAGCAUGCUGAUGAAGUGGUAGAGGUAUUUUGUUUUCUUUAGUCAUGGAUUCCUAAUCAUAUCUGUGUUUUGACAAAGCCCACCAAAAAAAAAAACUCAAACUGUCAAGUUAGACAGAUUGGGACAACUGAAUACUAACACUAACUUUGCCUCCUUUGGCACAUAAUGUUAACCCGGGUAGUUAUAAUUCCUAAAUCAAAUUUGAGCUGCCAGUGGACAAUUAAUGAUGCUUAAUGGUGAUGAGAAAUGAAGUAUUUUCAAAUCAUAUAGUUAAAAAGUUAGGUUUGAUUUGUACAUUUUGGAGGCGACUAAAAGUGUAAGUGAUUUUUUUUUAAAUAUAUAUAUAUAUAUAUAAAAGAUGUUGACAUGUUAACAGUAUCCCGGAAUGCAUCGAAAGCACGUCCCUUGAACCGGUCGUAUUCUUUUAAAUGUGUAACUUCAAAUAUAGUAAAACGCUUUUAUUCCAAAGUCAUUAUAGGACUCCUAAGUGACAUUUUUAAUUCUUAUAUAACAGGUUACAUUUUUAUUCUUUAACUAAACAUCAUAUUUAUUUUAUUUUAUAAGCUCGUAUAGCUGGUUGAAUGAAAUGCUCCUUGUCUAUAGCAAUCCUCUAUGACCAUGGACUGUUGUUAAAAAUUUGCAUAUACUGAAAAUGAUUUACACUUCUUCUUGUAUUACUUUUUUUUUAUAAACUGUGUGUAAGUGUGCGCACAGGUGUGUGUUGGGGGGCUGAGAAAGAAAAUAAGCCUCUGGGUAAAUCAUUUGAAAUAUCCUGAGAUGGUGCUUUGUACAGUUAUAGAAUAUUGUCCUUAUACAGCUAUGUGGAUCACAAAAUGUCAUAUAUCUUUAACUUAAAUAGAAAGAUGUAAAAGAAAACACAUUGGGGGGGGAAGGAACAUUUUGCACACAUGCAGACUGUACUUGCUGUAAAUAAUAGGCAAAAUCUAUUUACCAAAUUCUCUAUGAAUGGACUGAUUUUUUUUUUUUUUUUAAGAAUUCGUUUACUCUUGAGUCCAGUGCACACUUACAAACACUCUCCCUGUAUUCCUUUCUCUCUCUCUCUUUCUCUUACCAUCACUCUUUUGUUGUACGGCUGCCUCCAGGAUGUUGGAUUGGACGUCAUAUUGCUCUGAUAAAAUGUGAGAGGCAUCUCUGGUUUAUUUCAGCAUGACUUUCUAGCAGGACUAUAUCUCAUAGUUGACAGGUGCAAUUUGUUUAAUGUAACAUCUUUUUGUAAGAGUAUUUUAUUUUUGUGUGUAAUUAGUUCUGAUUAAAAACUGGCCUUUGGCACCAAUAA
Clarias gariepinus (North African catfish) is the source of this 5478-nucleotide messenger RNA. It is a transcript of the gene smurf2, whose product is annotated as SMAD specific E3 ubiquitin protein ligase 2. Bases 438 to 2732 code for a protein of 764 amino acids. The record is from RefSeq and is a predicted model, not a curated record. Gene Ontology annotation, biological process: ubiquitin-dependent protein catabolic process; negative regulation of BMP signaling pathway. NCBI's taxonomy places the organism in Eukaryota, Metazoa, Chordata, Actinopteri, Siluriformes, Clariidae. Gene Ontology annotation, molecular function: protein binding; ubiquitin protein ligase activity. The transcript has 20 exons.